Messenger RNA from Chinchilla lanigera (long-tailed chinchilla), 4147 nucleotides. It is a transcript of the gene Itga9, whose product is annotated as integrin, alpha 9. Gene Ontology annotation, biological process: integrin-mediated signaling pathway; cell adhesion mediated by integrin; cell-matrix adhesion. The record is from RefSeq and is a predicted model, not a curated record. NCBI's taxonomy places the organism in Eukaryota, Metazoa, Chordata, Mammalia, Rodentia, Chinchillidae. Gene Ontology annotation, cellular component: external side of plasma membrane; integrin complex. Gene Ontology annotation, molecular function: integrin binding.
GGUCCUCGUGGGUGCACCGAAGGCAGAUUCCAAAUACAGCACUUCAGUGAAGUCCCCUGGGGCUGUGUUUAAGUGCCGUGUGCACACCAACCCUGACCGGAGAUGUACAGAACUGGACAUGGCUCGAGGGAAGAAUCGGGGUACAUCCUGUGGAAAGACCUGUCGAGAAGACCGGGAUGACGAGUGGAUGGGAGUGAGCCUGGCCCGGCAGCCUGGUGCGGAUGGCCGAGUGUUGGCCUGUGCCCACCGCUGGAAGAACAUCUACUAUGAAACAGAUCAUAUCUUGCCUCAUGGCUUCUGUUACAUCAUCCCAUCCAACCUCCAGGCAAAAGGCAAGACGUUGAUCCCUUGCUAUGAAGAGUACAAGAAGAAGUAUGGCGAGGAACAUGGCUCCUGCCAGGCAGGGAUGGCGGGCUUCUUCACUGAGGAGCUGGUGGUAAUGGGUGCCCCAGGGUCAUUUUAUUGGGCUGGAACGGUCAAAGUGCUGAACCUCACAGACAACAUCUAUUUUAAACUGAAUGAUGAAACAAUCAUGAAUCGGAGGUAUACUUAUCUGGGUUAUGCAGUGACCGCUGGCCACUUCUCUCACCCAUCCAGCACUGAUGUGGUUGGAGGUGCCCCGCAGGAUGAAGGCAUUGGAAAGGUUUAUAUUUUUAGAGCUGACCGAAGAUCAGGCACAUUAAUUAAGAUUUUUCAGGCAUCAGGUAAAAAGAUGGGCUCUUACUUCGGCUCCUCCUUAUGCGCAGUUGAUCUGAACAGGGAUGGCCUUUCUGACCUGCUAGUGGGCGCCCCCAUGUUUUCUGAGGUCAGAGACGAGGGGCAGGUCGCCGUCUACAUCAACCGCGGAAACGGAGUCCUUGAGGAGCAACUGGCUCUGACCGGGGACAGGGCCUACAACGCACACUUUGGGGAGAGCAUCGCCACCCUGGGGGAUCUUGACGAUGAUGGCUUCUCAGAUGUGGCCAUUGGCGCACCCAAAGAGGAUGACUUUGCAGGAGCAGUGUACGUCUAUCAUGGCGAUGCCAGUGGGAUAGUCCCGCAGUACUCAAUGAAAUUGUCUGGGAGGAAGAUAAACCCAGUCCUGCGGAUGUUUGGGCAGUCCAUAUCAGGAGGCAUUGAUAUGGAUGGAAAUGGCUAUCCUGAUGUCACCAUUGGCGCCUUCAUGUCUGACAGCGUGGUUCUUCUGAGAGCCAGACCUGUCAUUACAGUGGAUGUCUCCAUCUUCCUCCCAGGCUCCAUCAACAUCACAGCACCUCAGUGUCAUGAUGGACAGCAGCCUGUAAACUGCCUGAAUGUCACUGUCUGCUUUAGGUUCCAUGGCAAACAUGUUCCUGGAGAAAUCGGUCUGAAUUAUGUUCUGACAGCAGAUGUGGCCAAAAAGGAGAAGGGCCAGCUGCCCAGGGUCUACUUUGUGUUGCUGGGAGAGACUGCUGGCCAGGUCUUGGAGAAGCUGCAGCUGGCCCACAUGGAGGAGCAGUGUCAUCACUACGUGGCCCAUGUUAAGCGGAGAGUGCAGGACGUCAUCAGCCCUAUCGUGUUUGAAGCUGCCUACAGCCUUGGAACACAUGUGACUGGGGAGGAGGAGAGGGAGCUGCCAGCUCUGACACCAGUUCUACGCUGGAAAAAGGGACAAAAGAUCGCCCAAAAGAAUCAGACUGUCUUUGAAAGGAAUUGCCGGUCUGAGGAUUGUGCUGCUGACCUGCAGCUUCAGGGUAAACUGUUGCUCUCCAGUGUUGAUGAGAAAACCCCCUAUCUAGCUUUAGGGGCUGUGAAGAAUAUCUCCCUAAACAUUUCCAUCUCCAACCUUGGGGACGAUGCCUAUGAUGCCAAUGUAUCCUUCAAUGUGUCCCGGGAGCUCUUCUUCAUCAACAUGUGGCAGAAGGAGGAAAUGGGCAUCUCCUGUGAACUGCUGGAAUCAGACUUCCUCAAAUGCAGCGUGGGAUUUCCUUUCAUGAGGUCAAAAUCGAAGUAUAAUUUCAGUGUAAUCUUUGAUACAAGCCACCUGUCUGGGGAAGAGGACAUUCUCAGCUUCAUUGUUACUGCUCAGAGUGGCAACGUGGAGCGCUCUGAAGCCCUGCUUGACAACACUCUCAUACUGACGGUGCCUCUGGUGCACGAAGUGGACACUUCCAUCACUGGAAUCGUGUCUCCAACUUCGUUUGUGUAUGGUGAGUCUGUGGACACAUCCAACUUCAUUCAGCUGGAUGACCUGGAGUGUCAUUUUCAACCUCUCAACAUAACCGUUCAGGUCUAUAACACUGGCCCAAGCACCCUUCCUGGGUCAUCUGUCAGCAUUUCAUUCCCCAACCGACUGUCACCUGGUGGUGCAGAGAUGUUUCAAGUCCAGGAGAUGGUGGUGGGCCAAGAGAAGGGAAACUGCUCUUUCCAGAAAAACCCAACCCCUUGCAUCAUCCCUCAAGAACAGGAAAAUAUCUUCCACACCAUAUUUGCUUUUUUCACAAAGUCGGGAAGAAAAGUCUUGGACUGUGAAAAUCCAGGAAUGUCUUGCCUAACAAUACACUGUAACCUUAGUGCUCUCACUAAAGAAGAAAGUCGUACAAUAGACGUUUACAUGCUGCUGAACACAGAAAUACUGAAGAAGGACAGUUCGUCUGUCAUCCAGUUCAUGGCUCGAGCUAAGGUGAAGGUGGACCCUGCCCUGCAUGUGGUGGAAAUAGCCAAUGGGAACCCAGAAGAAAUGAUGGUGGUCUUCGAGGCCUUGCACAAUCUGGAGCCCCGCGGCUAUGUUGUGGGAUGGAUCAUCGCCAUAAGUUUGCUGGUGGGAAUCCUCAUCUUCCUGCUGCUAGCAGUGCUGCUGUGGAAGAUGGGCUUCUUCCGCCGAAGGUACAAAGAAAUUAUUGAAGCCGAGAAAAACCGGAAAGAGAACGAAGAAAGUUGGGACUGGGUCCAGAAGAACCAGUGACCUGCCGCACCAGUCACAUGACCCAAUCACUAGCCUGUUGUCCUUGAUCUUUGUAUCUUCCAUAUUUGGAAGAAAAGAAUCUUCUCCAGAUUUUUCGGAGGCCCCACUGAUGCUGUGCUCUUUCUCAUUCUUUCAAGCCCGGGUGCCAGCCUGAGGCAGCCACUUCCACCGGCCAGGUCACAUGACCAGAGCCACCGCCACUUCCUGUUUAAAGAGAACUCUGAACUUUGGAAAGCGAGCUACAGAGCCGAGCAAUAUUUAUGGAUGCAAGAUGCGUGGUCAACCCUCAGGGGAAAACUGUUAUCUAAAAGUAUUUUUAUAAAUAUAAGCCUUUUAUACUGAUCAUGUCUUUAUAUUUGUAUCAAUGAUUUAUUUCUAUUAAAUAGUUAUAUAAUUCACUCAAGCACUGAUAUCUGGCCUGACAUCUUGGAAAUACACUCACUCAUAUUCAGAUUUUAAAGGAUAAAACUCUUAUUGUACUUUGGAACUUUCUGUUCAAAAAGACUUGCAGAUAAAAUAAGCUGAAGAUACUCCAUGAAAUGAAUCCACCAUGCUGGUAGUGCUACAGAUAAACUAGACGUGGCAAGACUCUGCGGAGAUUUCACAUUUUUAUUGCCUGGAGUCCAGUUUGGAGUCAUGUACUAAGGAACUCUUAAGUGUUUUUUCAUAUGUCCCUUUCAGUGGAAGACUCCCAGCAGGAACGGGAUGGAAACCCUGACUCCUAGCAGCAUGUCCGCUCUGCAUCACCUUAUGCCACAUCCAUCUCAGCCUCCUCCUGCGUGAGUUGACCGGUGAAGGCUUGGAGCAAUGCUGCAGGGUCAUCUGGUAGACUUCAGAGUGGCAUCUCAUCCUGGACACCACAGAUCAAUGUUCACAUCCACGAAGACUAAAUCAGCACCUCAGUCCACCACCAGCGCCGCCACCCCGAAAAGACUGUCUGAAUGCUGUGUGAGGCAUUGCCUGUUCAUGGCAUUUUAGUUCAAAGGUCCCCGCUUCCCGUACCAUUCUUGUAGCCCCCAAUGAGUGGUAACUGCAAAUUUCUUCCUGGAGAUGACAAUCCAACCUGUCCUUUUUAUUAUUAUUAUUUUUUGAAGUGUUUUAGGUAUGAUUCCCAGGAAGUAGACCCUGAAUCAGAGAUUUGUGUGCAAGAAAAUUAUUAAAGAAGUGUUUACCAGGGGAUACCAGUAAGAGUAGAAGCGGAGGGUCAAGAAAAGUAAAAAAAAA